Molecule: messenger RNA, 5482 nt
Organism: Malaclemys terrapin pileata
Lineage: Eukaryota; Metazoa; Chordata; Testudines; Emydidae
Gene: FAM184A
Product: family with sequence similarity 184 member A
Exons: 19
Coding region: 420-3875 (1151 amino acids)
Source: RefSeq, a predicted model, not a curated record
UGCAGCAACAGUCGCCGGCUCCUCCGCGCGGCCGGGCGGGGCGAAGCGGCAGCUCUGCUUGGGCUGGGCGAGCCGCGGCGGCGGCCGGAGCCCCCCGCUCCCGAGGGUAGCGUUGUCAGGGGGCCUUGCUGCCAGCCCGGCACGGAGCGAGGGAAGCGGCGGCGUGCCCCUCUUGCUGCCCCGGUGCGCAGAUUCUCCCCCGCCCGGGGCGCGUCCCUGCCUUCACCCGCACCUAGCGGAGGGGGCGGAUGGUGUGAGGGAGGCGGGACCGGGCUCACCGCCGCGGGGGGCUGGAGGAGGACGCUCCGCCCGUGACCCGGGCAGCGGGUGCGGGCAGGGCGCCGCGGCAUCGCCCCGCCACCCCCCGGUCGCUUUCCUGGAAAGCGGAGCGGGAGGGCUAGCGGGGUCUCGCUGUGAAGAUGGCGACCCCCGGGAUGAACUGGCAGCAGCAUUACUACGGCGGCGGCGGCUCCUCAGCCAGCGCUGGGAAAUUCGCCGCGUCCAGUUCCCAGCCGGGGCUCAGCGUGGAAUACAGCCAGGAUCUGCACCUCAAAAUGAGCAAGAAAAUAGCCCAGCUCACCAAGGUAAUAUAUGCUUUAAACACUAAGAAUGAUGAACAUGAAGCUGCUAUUCAAGCCCUCAAGGAUGCUCAUGAAGAAGAAAUCCAACAAAUUCUUGCAGAAACAAGAGAGAAGCUCUUACAAUAUAAGAGUAAAGUUGCUGAAGAAAUGGAUCUUAAGAGAAAGAUCCAGGUUUUGGAAGAGUCAUUGGAAGAUCAUAAAAAGAUGAAACAUCAAGCCUUGACAGAAUUUGAAGCUUACAAGGACAGAGUUGAAGAUAUGCAGCUUUGUGCAGAAGCCCAGCAUGUCCAGCGUGUAGUAACUAUGUCAAGAGAAGUAGAAGAGAUUAGAAAGAAGUUUGAGGAGAGGCUACGAAGCUUUGUACAAUUGCAAGUACAGUUUGAGAAAGACAAACGCUUAGCUCUGGAAGACUUGAGAGCAGCACACAGAUUGGAGAUUCAAGAACUUAUGAAAACUCAGCAGAAUCAGAAUGCUACUUUAAGUAAGGGUCAAGAGAAGCUAGAGGAGUUGCACAGGUUGGAACUGGAAGAUUUAAACAGCAAAGUUGAAGAGCUAAGACUGGAGAGGAAAAAACUCAUUGAGGAGUAUGAAGGCAAACUCAGCAAAGCUCAAUCCUUUUAUGAACAUGAACUUGAUGCUUUGAAAAGAUCUCAGCUCUUUACAGCUGAAAGCCUGCAUGCUUGCAAAGAGAAAGAAGUGGAGCUAAGAAGAGAGUUUCAAAGCCAAGAAGCUGUUUUACGGAAGAACCUUGGGAAACUGAAGACUGAAUUGCAGAUGGUACAGGAUGAAGCGGGUAGUCUGAGAGAAAAAUGCCAAAAGCUUCAGGUAGCUCUCAGUACAGCAGAAAACACUGUUCAGGUGCUUCAAAAACAGCUAGAUGACGUCAAGGAGGAGGAGAUAUCAUUGUUAAGCAAACACAAGGAGGUGGAAAGUGAGCUAGCAGCUGCUAGGGAACGCUUACAGCAGCAGGCCACAGAUCUUGUACUUAAAGCCAGUCACAUUGGAAUUCUUCAAGCUACACAGAUGACACAGGAAGUUACAAUAAGAGAUUUAGAAUCAGAAAAAUCUAGAUUAAAAGAGAAACUAUCUCAGCUGGAAGAGGAAAGAAAUCUAUUGCAGAGCAAAACACAAAGUCUGGAUGAAAGACAAAGGCAGCAGAUUCUGGCACUGGAAAAGAAGGUAAAUGAAGCAAGGGAAACACAACGAGAGUAUUAUGAGAAAGAGCUGAUAAAGCUGCAAACCAGAUUGGAAGGGGAGGCGGCACUGUUAAAUGAGGCUCAUUCUAAGACCUUGGAAGAAUUGGCAUGGAAACAUCACACUGCGAUUGAGGCUGCACACAGCAAUGCUACCAAGGAAAAGAAAAAGCUGCAACUGGAGUUGGAGCAGCAAUUUGAAAAGGAGAAACUACAUCUGGAAGGGGAUAAGAAUCAGCUUAGACAGCAGUUGGAAAAUAUGAGGGAAGAACUGACAACAAAGCUGACUUCGGCCAAUCAGGAGGUGUGUCGUUUACAAGACCUAGUAAGAAAAAGUGAACAGGGCCUUGGUACUGCAGAAGGACACAUCUCCAAUCUUCAGGAAACCCAGGAAAUACUCCAAAAAGAACUAGAGUUAACCAGAGCAAGGCUGAGAGAGACCACGGAUUCAUUGUAUAAUGUUGAGGGGGAACUAGAACAGGAGAGACAGCAGCAUGAAGCAAAGAUUUCUGCCAUGAGGGAAGAGGAGAAGAUGAAAGUUGACAGAAUGGCUCGUGAUCUAGAAAUAAAAUGGACAGAAAAUCUUCGGCAAGAAUGUAGUAAACUUCGUGAAGAGUUGAGGCUUCAGCAUGAAGAGGAUAAAAAGGCAGCCAUGACUCAGCUCUUGCAACUGAAAGAACGCGAAAAAAAUGCUGCCAGGGAUGGAUGGCAAAAGAAGGUGGAAGAUCUUUUAGACCAGCGGCACUGUCUCGGUGAAGCUUUGCAUAAAUCUAUCAGCAAUAUCUCCUUGCUGAAACAGAAUCUGGAGAUGCAGCUUUCCCAGUCUCAGAGCUCCUUGCAACUGCUACAGGCGCAGUUUAGUCAGGAGCGACAAAGGCUUACCCAGGAGCUUGAGGAACUGGAAGAAGAGCAUCAGCAAAGGCAUGAAUCCCUGAAGGAAGCGCAUAUACUUGCAUUUCAAAACAUGGAACAAACAAAAGAACAAAAACAAAAGGAACUAGAAGAGCAUUUACAACAAAAACAUUCAGAAGAACUUCAGACACUGAAAGAAGCACACAAACAAGCUAUGGAAGGUUUCAAAUUGGAAAUGGAACAGGAACUUCAGACUCUUCGAUUUGAGCUGGAAGAUGAAGGGAAAGCUAUGCUAGCUUCUUUGCGCUCAGAGUUAAAUCAUCAACAUGCAGCAGCAAUUGACCAACUAAGGCACAACCAUCAACAAGAAUUGGUAGCUGCUAAAAUGGAACUUGAAAGAAGUAUAGAACUCAGCAGACGACAGGAGAAGGAAUUUUUGUGCCGAGUAUCAGAUCUACAGGAUGAACUCAAACAUCGCGACCAUCAUAUAUCUGAAUUGGACAAGGAGGUUCUGACUCUGCAUGAGAAUAUAAGUGCCCUAACCAAGGAACUGGAGUUUAAGGGGAAAGAGGUUCUCAGAAUACGCAGUGAAUCCAACCAACAGAUUAGGAUACAUGAGCAAGAUUUAAGCAAGAAACAUGAGAAAGAGCUGGAUGUCAUGACAGCAGACCACAUCAGAGAGAAACAAAGCAUACUCGCAGAUUUUAAUAAGACCCAAGAGCUACUCAAGGAAAUUAAUUCAGCUUUACAAGUUUCUUUAGAAGAAAUGGAAGAGAAAUACCAAAACAGGGAAUCAAGACCAGAAGAUUUACAGCUUAUCGCAGAGUUGAAAGACCUGAUUGCAGAGAGGGACCAACUCAUAAAGAAACUGAUUGAUGACAAAAAAUUCUAUCAACUAGAACUAGUCAACAGAGAGACAAACUUCAACAAAGUGUUUAAUGCGAGCCCUAAUGUCGGAGUUAUUAAUCCACUGGUGAAGCAAAAGAAGAAGAAUGAUAAAUCAACAAACAGGUUUGUGAGUGUUCCCAAUCUAAGUGCUCUGGAAUCUAGCGGAGUGGGCAAUGGACAUCCUAACCGCCUGGAUCCCAUUCCUAAUUCACCCAUCCAUGAUAUUGAGUUCAACAGCAGCAAACCACUUCCACAGCCAAUACCACCCAAAGAGCCCAAGAAGUUUUUGAGCCCUCCUCAGACUGAAGCUUCACCAGAUCCACAACGCCAGGAAUGGUUUGCCCGAUACUUCACAUUCUGAGAGAGAAUUUUUUUUGUGGCAUAGCGUGGUGUGGAUUGUUUAUAAGAGCAUGUCUUUAAGUAAACCCUAUGUGAACAAGCUUUCCUGUACUAUGUCAAACACUGUGAAUGAGAAAGUAUUUGUCUCUCUGAUUUGAAAAUGCACUGUAUUUCAUGUGGUAUUUGUUGGAAUCACUUGACAUGAUACUAUAUAAUGUGCGUAAUUAUAUCAAUUAUUUUUAUUUAAAAUGGAAGAGUCUUUAAACUUUGUAAUUAUUACAUAAUAAAUUUUGGUAGAACAAACAUAAGGCUUUCCCCAUUUUUCCUAUAAAUACAUUUUCUUUGGUUGCAGGAAGGCUCCCCCUCCUCCCAAAGCAAUGUACUGCAUGGUUAUAAUAAAUCAAAAUAAUCUUUCAAUGAUAAAUAAAAUAAAAUACAAAAUAUCAGACUAGGGCAAGGUAUGUUUAAUCCAUCCCAAAUUUAUUUUGUAGCACUUUAAAAAUUGUCCUCUUACUAACAUUUAAAGUGGUGAAUAUGAAAUAAAUCAGACAUAGUUUAGCUUCUGGCCUUCAGAACUGAGUGACUUUGACAAGACCAUAAAAAAACUUAGCGUUUUCUUUUUUGCUAACUUCUUACCUACUGCUAAUUAGACUCUGUACUCUAGAAAUAACUACUACAUUUGAUGUUGAGUUUCACCAGAACCUGCCUUCAUGAAUUACCUGUUUAUUUUAUGAAUAUCUACAAAGGCAAAUGAUCUUUGGAACAUUUGGGAUACUAAACUAAGAAUCAUUAAAGGAAAUCUGCAUUUUGAGGACAUCCUCCUUCAGGCAGAAUAUAGGCUUUAAAAGUAACCCUAUACACACAAUUGUAUGCAAAUAUUUUAUUAAAGCUCAACCGUAUUCAAUUGUCUACAUGAAGGAAAUUUCUUUUUUACCUUUUGACAUGAAUCCAUGGACUACUUGGCUUUUUCAGGUAGUAAGCCUGAUUCUCUAGUCCGUUAUACUGGUGUGACACCAGUGUUACUUCAUUGCCAGACAACUCCUAUAACAGAUUGGAGAAUCCGGCCUACUGUCUUUGAAUUAUCAAAAAAUAUAAAUAAUAAAGAUUAUCACAAAAUAGUUAACACUGGUAGUCUCAGGGAGAAAAAUACCUUUGUUUUAUGAAUGUAUUUUAAAUCUGAAACUCUCUUUUAAAAACAGCAAGGGACUAUUUUGAUUUAUUAUUUAAAUAAGGUUUUAAUCAGCACAUACAAAAGCACAUAGAUCUUCAUUAUUUCUUCUGAAGCCCUGACUAUAUCCUAUUUCCCUUUAUAUACAAACAAAUAUCUAGUAAAAGAUGCUCUUGCUAAUUAUGAGUUUUAUAUGUAGUAUAUAUAUAAAUGAACAAUUUGUAUGUUUUCAUAUAAAAUAUUCUAAAUGAAAUUUUUGAAAACAUCUCUUCUAUAACUCACCUUGAAAAUUUCAUGCUGCCAUAGUGUAAAGUAAACAGCAGAUUCUGUGUAGUUGGUGGACUCAACUGUAAGUAUAUGCAACUUUUUAAUUUUAAAAGAAAGCCAUAUUGGGCCAAAAUGUUAGAUUUCUUGGCUGUUACCUGAAAUAAAACACACUAGAUCAUUUUGCUAUAACAUUC